UGACGGUGCUGUUGCGCAAUAUGGCAAUGCGGUUUGUUUGCUUUAAUAAAUUGGGAAAUGGAUAUACGCGACAAUUUAGCUCUUCGGUAGGGUUUUCUGAUGUUUACUUACCAUGGCACCGGUCAUAUCCAGCACAAACUCCCAAAAAUGUGCGACAGUCACAUGAACAAAGUAAAAAUACUGGAAAGUAUAAAAUAAUAAUGGUCCGACAUGGUGAAUCAGAAUGGAAUAAGAAAAAUCAAUUCUGUGGUUGGUAUGACGCGGGACUGAGUGAAAAGGGAUUGAAGGAGGCAAUAUCAGCUUCAAAUGCAUUAAAAGAAUGUGGUUACAAAUUUGACGUUGCCCAUACUUCUGUUCUCCGCCGAGCUAUACAUACGUUGGACAUAAUUUUAAAGGAAAUCGGUCAAACGGAUAUACCAGUUUGCAAAACAUGGCGACUGAAUGAACGCCAUUAUGGUGGUCUCACAGGCUUGAAUAAAGCGGAAACUGCUGCUAAAUAUGGCGAAAAACAGGUGAAAAUAUGGCGCAGAAGUUUUUCAACACCGCCUCCACCAAUGGAAAAUGAUCAUCCAUAUUACGACGUGAUCGUGAAAGACCCCCGUUAUGCGGAUGGUCCGUCAAAAGGGGAGUUUCCGAUGUUUGAAUCACUUAAGCUAACAAUAGAACGAACUUUGCCUUACUGGAAUGAGACCAUCGUACCGCAAAUAAAAGAAGGAAAAUUUAUUAUUAUUUCAGCGCACGGUAAUAGUCUGCGUGGUAUAGUCAAGCAUUUGGAUAAUUUAUCGGAAGAUCAGAUUAUGGCAUUAAAUUUACCUACUGGAAUUCCAUUUAUAUACGAAUUGGAUGAAUGUCUUAAGCCAGUAGUUUCAAUGAAAUUUCUAGGGGAUGAGGAGACCGUGCGGAAAGCAAUGGAAGCAGUUGCUGCUCAAGGAAGGGCCAAAUAGAAACUAGGAUUCAAUAACUUUGUGGGGAGAAACUAGAAAAAUUCUAUAACAAAAUCAAACUGACCAGCAAAAUAUAAAAAAAUGUGUAUAAGUUCCUAAUAAAAAACGCCAAAACACAGGCAGGGCUCAAAUCGUAACA
Rhagoletis pomonella (apple maggot) is the source of this 1083-nucleotide messenger RNA. RefSeq names its product phosphoglycerate mutase 2-like. The record is from RefSeq and is a predicted model, not a curated record. Lineage: Eukaryota; Metazoa; Arthropoda; Insecta; Diptera; Tephritidae. The transcript has 2 exons. Bases 21 to 944 code for a protein of 307 amino acids. Gene Ontology annotation, molecular function: intramolecular phosphotransferase activity. Gene Ontology annotation, biological process: glycolytic process.